AUGGCAGGGGCAGAGUGGGCAGCAUCACCCCUCAGUGUCUUCUACUGGUCUGUGAGAGGGCUGUGGUCCCCCGAGGGAGGCUCUCCUACAGGCAGCCACACGCGGCGGCCGACUGCACCGCAGGACCACCGAGACGCCGGGACCUCCACGCAGCCUAGAGCGGUCCCGGAAGUGCCCGCGGGCGGGGGCGGGGCUCCGGGCGUUCGGGCCGCCGCGGGCUCCGCGUCAGCACCAGUCGCGGAGGGAGGCCGCGUCGGCCGCGGGUUGGAGCAGCUCAGGUGCGGCCCCGCCCCGCCCGCCCGCGGCCCCGCCCCGUCCCAGGUGAGCGGCUCCGCCCCGGACCAGUGUGGGAAGGCCUUCAGCCAGAGCUCGCACCUCCUCAGACAUCAGAUCAUCCACACCGGGGAGAAGCCCUACGAAUGCCCGGAAUGUGGAAAAGCUUUUCGCCAGAGCUCGGCCCUCACGCAACAUCAGAAAACCCACACUGGGAAGAGGCCUUAUGAGUGUAGAGAAUGCGGGAAAGAUUUCAGUCGGAGCUCGAGUCUCAGAAAACACGAGAGAAUUCAUACCGGAGAGAAACCUUAUCAAUGUAAGGAAUGUGGGAAAUCCUUCAACCAGAGUUCAGGCCUGAGUCAGCAUCGGAAAAUCCACACCCUAAAGAAACCUCACGAGUGUGAUCUCUGCGGGAAAGCCUUUUGUCACAGGUCCCACCUCAUUAGGCACCAGAGGAUUCACACUGGGAAGAAACCAUACAAAUGUGAAGAGUGUGGGAAGGCCUUCAGCCAGAGCUCUAACCUCAUCGAACAUCGGAAGACCCACACCGGCGAGAAACCAUACAAAUGCCAUAAGUGUGGGAAGGCCUUCAGCCAGAGCUCCUCCCUCAUUGAGCACCAGCGGAUCCACACCGGGGAGAAGCCCUAUGAGUGUGGCCAGUGCGGGAAGGCCUUCUGCCACAGCUCUGCACUGAUUCAGCACCAGAGAAUCCACACCGGGAAGAAACCCUAUGCAUGCAACGAGUGCGGCAAAGCCUUCCGGCACAGGUCAGCCCUUAUCGAGCAUUAUAAAACCCACACCAGAGAGAAACCCUAUGAGUGUAACAAAUGUGGCAAGUCCUUCAGGGGGAGCUCACACCUCAUUCGGCAUCAGAAAAUCCAUGCUGGGGAGAAGCUCUAGAAGGAAGCGCGCACACCAAAGCAUGCAAGUCUUUCCCAGAUGGAGCCCGCAACCAAUCACUUUGUCUGCAAGGCCCUGCCCACCUCUCUGAUAACAGUGCUGAACCUAGGUGCUCCUGAGUACCCACACCAGCUGCAAGGACCCCUGUUGGCCCUCACCAGGUGCCCUGCGCUCAGCACGUUUACUGAGCGGAAGAGAAGGUGGGGUAAUAGGAAGGCCACAAGAAUGGAGGUGUGCCCAAAAAGAGCUGGCCUUCGGUUUUCUCAUUCUUAUAUUUGACUUACAAGCCUAUGAGGCUUCAUUUUGCCCUCUAGUCCAUAAUCCAGAAGAGGAAUAAACGUAACAGGGAAAGAGUUGACUUAAACCCAUGAAGAUGUUAGGUGAACUCUUUAAUAUCAUACUGAAGUCUGGCACUUUUAGAAGAAGUAACCAUGCUCACAGCCCAAAUCAGCUGAAGAAGAAUGAAUCCAAAAAGUAGAUACCUCAGCCACAAAACAGAAUCUUCUGCCUGGCUUGGACACUGGUGGGGACAACCAAAACAGGUUACAGAUAAAAGCGAGGGCCUGGGAGGAUAGUUCUGGGGUUGGGAGUGAGGGUGUGAGUUCCUGGUGUGGUCUCCUAAUCCUGUUCUGUGUUAGAGUGAGGGUGGUCUCUUUCACAGGAGGGUAGAGGUUUGGUCCUAUAGGCCAGAGGACAUUUGAUGCCCAGCUCUGACUCAGCCCAGGCCUGAGGCAUUAGCAACUAACCCCUCCACAAGACUCAGGCCCCCAGGACUGUGGCGUGCCUUGGAUGUCAGCAGGGCUUGUUUCUGUUCUGUAUGCAGCCUCCUUUCUGCCCUCCAGUGCUGGAGGAUGUUGGAAGCAGGGUGAUUUGAUCAGAGGUGCAGGUUCAAGUGUCAGUUCUGCCCCUUCUGCCUGUGUGACCCUGAGUAAGCCCCAAGACUGUUUUCCCAUCCAUGCAGUGGGGAUAGUGGGACCUGGCCACAUACUUCUAAAGGUUGGCGCAAGGCUCCUGGUGGUUGAGGAUGGACACUCAGAAUGACCCCUCUCCCACCAGGACACUGCAGAGACACUGUCCCUGCAGACUGGAGAGACAUUCCCCCUCCGCCCUC
Messenger RNA from Hipposideros armiger (great roundleaf bat), 2284 nucleotides. It is a transcript of the gene ZNF70, whose product is annotated as zinc finger protein 70. The record is from RefSeq and is a predicted model, not a curated record. Gene Ontology annotation, cellular component: nucleus. Gene Ontology annotation, molecular function: RNA polymerase II cis-regulatory region sequence-specific DNA binding; DNA-binding transcription activator activity, RNA polymerase II-specific. Lineage: Eukaryota; Metazoa; Chordata; Mammalia; Chiroptera; Hipposideridae. The coding region runs from base 1 to 1173 and encodes 390 amino acids. The transcript is spliced from 4 exons. Gene Ontology annotation, biological process: regulation of transcription by RNA polymerase II.